UUGGGAAAUGCCAGAGAGCUCUGUUUCAGAGAUUGUGAUGCAGAAAGAAUGACAGAGAGGACUCAGUAAACAAUCCUAGAGAGAGAAAGAGAGAGAGAGAGAGAGGAGAGAGAGGGAAUCACUGGGGAAAAAAGAUACGGAAACGCUUCCAACCCAAGAAGGAAGGCGAAGUCUCAGGCUUUUUGGGUUCUUCUUUCUCUUUCACUCGUCUGUAGUACUGGUCCUUGGGGGGCAAAGGAGAAGCUAUAAAAAGAAGUAUUUUUGGGUGGGUAAGCGGGCUUUUAAUGCCUGCUCUGUUUUUACAGCUCUUUUUAUAGUCCUCCUCUAUAGUUCUCUAGUACUUCCACACAGUCUGAGUCUACUUCUAGAGAGAGAGAGAGAGGGAGAUAGAGAGAGAGGAGAGAGAGAUCAGAGAAAAUUAUGGCUUUAAUUAUAGAAGGGUCAGGGGCUUGCAGUUGCUGAAGAUAGCAAAAGGGUAUUGUUCUUUUUAGAGAGAGAGAGGGAGGAGUGAGAGAGAAGCGUACUAUUAUUACCCAAAAGGGUUUUGAAAGAGAAGAAGGGAGAGGCUUUUUAAAACAAAUUGGAAGCGGUUCACGGGAUUGUCAGUGGGUAUCUUUCAUCCAGAGUACACGUUGCACCAGAAAGUUGAAAUUUAUAUAGAGAAAGCAGAGUGGAGAGAGAGAGAGAGAGAGAGAAGCGGUGGAGGGGGUGGUGGUAUUGUCUUUUGUCGUUGUAGUUUUGCCAAGAAUAGUCAGAGGACAAAGUGCGGGGGACUGUAAAACCCGGCGCUUUUUUUGAAUUUAAAGAUUUUAAGGAGGUGAGUGAGAGUUUGUAAAUUCUUGUUUUGUUUACGUGAAGUUUUUGAGUUUUUGAAACUUUGUUUUUUUUUUUGUUUUAAAAUUUGUUUUUGAAUAUCUGCAUCAUUCUGCGACGGAUUUUGUCUUGUAAUACAGUUCUUCACGAGGAGCUGUCAGAAUUCACAAAGAAAAUUAAAAUAAAAAAUCCAAUGUUUAAUCUUUAACUCAAGUGUUUUGUUUGUUAAUCUUUUCCUUAGCAUUUCUCUGAUGCAUUUUGUUUGUUAAUCUUUUGCUCCACACUUCUCUGCUUGCAACCUGUAAAGAUUUUGCAGAACCCUUUCUGCUCUCUUUGCUCACACACACCCACCUUUGUUUUUGGAUUUUAGUUUUUUUUCAAAACUUUCUCACUCCUCUACUUUCUCUCUCAUCCAAAUUCUAGACACUAAAAAUGGGGUUAGCCUAGGUGCACAACUCACCACUUUGCUCUUUAAACUCAACAUUCCCUCUCUCUCUCUCUGACUUUCUUUCUUCACUCUCACUUGUUUCUCUCUCCUCAUUUUCUCUCUCUACAUUUGGUGCGUUGUAGGUGUUUGCUUCUUCAUAAACUACAUCUGGAUCCUUUUGACUUAACCCCUGCCUCCUUUUAACAUUCUCUCUCCAGCUUUCAACUUCAGAUUCUAGAGAGAGAAAGUGAGAUAGCAAAAAACAUGGGGAGAGCUACAAAAUGGUUAAAGGGCUUGCUGGGGAUGAAGAGAGAGAAACACCACGUCGACAACACCAGCACCGUGUCCAGCGACCGGAAGGAGAAGAAAAGGUGGAGCUUUGCCAAGUCAGGGAAAGACACUACCACCAAUCUUCCGCCGAAUGUUCCUGUCCCUGCUGACUCUGCCUGGCUCAGAUCCUAUCUUGCCGAGUCGGAGAAGGAGCAGAACAAGCACGCAAUUGCAGUGGCUGCGGCCACCGCAGCCGCUGCUGAUGCCGCCGUGGCUGCCGCACAGGCGGCUGUGGCUGUUGUGAGGUUGACAAGUCAAGGCGGCCAUGGCGGUGGAGGCGGGAUCAUGUUUGGGAAAAGAGAGAGAUGGGCUGCAAUGAAGAUUCAAACAGUUUUUAGAGGCUAUUUGGCGAGGAAGGCGCACCGUGCUCUUAGAGGACUGGUUAAGUUGCAGGCUCUUGUUAGAGGAUUUCUUGUCCGGAAGCGGGCUGCUGCUACUCUUUACAGUAUGCAAGCUCUUUUGAGAGCACAGACUACUGUCCGAUACCAGCGUGCGCGUCGUUCUUUCAAUAAAGAGAAUAGGUUCCUGCCCGAAAUCAAUGCCCGGAAGUGUGUUGAAAGAUUUGAAGAUGCAAGAAGUGAAUUUUAUAGCAGGAGGCUAUCUGCAACUUAUGAAACUUCGGUUGAUAGCUUUGAUGAAAGCCCGAAAAUUGUGGAAAUUGACACAUUCAAGCCGAGAUCCAGGUCUCGUAGAUUCAACACCAUAUUAUCUGAUCGUGGCGAAGACCUGCAUUACCAAACAAUCUCCUCACCGCUGCCCUGUCCAAUGCCAACUCGUAUCUCCAUACCUGAUAGCCAGAAACCUCAAGAUUUUGAAUGGUACUUCAAUGGUGAUGAAUGCAAGUUCUUGACUGCCCAUAACACUCCGCGGUUUGCCACCUCUUUUCGUUCUAAUGCUCCUGGCACACCAUCUAAAAGUGUUUGUGGAGACAGCUUCUUUCGGCCUUACUCAAACUUCCCAAACUACAUGUCAAGCACUCAGUCCUUUAAUGCCAAGUCGAGAUCCCACAGCGCCCCGAAGCAAAGGCCGGAACCAGGGCCUAAGAAGAGGCUUUCGCUUAACGAAAUGAUGGCAGCCAGAAACAGCAUCAGCAGCAUUCGAAUGCAUCGAUCGUGCAAUCAAGUCCAAGAAGAAGAAGAAGAAGAAGAAGAAGUCUCGAAUGAUUGAGAAAUCUGCAUAGCAGAUGGUUAAAAAAAAAAAAAAAAAAAA
Messenger RNA from Malus domestica (apple), 2779 nucleotides. Its product is annotated as protein IQ-domain 26-like. The record is from RefSeq and is a predicted model, not a curated record. Gene Ontology annotation, molecular function: protein binding. Lineage: Eukaryota; Viridiplantae; Streptophyta; Magnoliopsida; Rosales; Rosaceae.